This is a messenger RNA of Contarinia nasturtii (swede midge), 1618 nucleotides long. RefSeq names its product J domain-containing protein CG6693. The record is from RefSeq and is a predicted model, not a curated record. Gene Ontology annotation, molecular function: heat shock protein binding. NCBI's taxonomy places the organism in Eukaryota, Metazoa, Arthropoda, Insecta, Diptera, Cecidomyiidae. Gene Ontology annotation, cellular component: nucleus; cytoplasm. The transcript has 6 exons. The coding region runs from base 612 to 1466 and encodes 284 amino acids.
UCUCAAUUGAACAAAAGAUUUCAAUUACGCAUUGUCGUAUUUUACUUUUUAAAUCAUUCUCUUUUAUUUCUUGUCAUGGUAUUUCUUACCAAUCGAAAACCAUUCGACACAGCUGAUCUUCAAUUGAUGGCCCGACAUUUCAUUUCUUUUUAUCCCAUUUAAAAAGUGCCUUUUGGAAAAAAAUGAUUUUCUGAUUGAAAGUUUUUUGUUUGAACUUUGUUUGUUAUCAAUGCAGAUUGUGUUCAUCGGUCGACGGUAAAAGCGAACAAAAAAAGACUCUUUGUCAAAAAGAGAUACCACCACAGUAUGGUAGUGGUGUCGUUCGCUGUCAAAUACGAGUUCAUAUUGUCUGGCGCGCAAAUGUUUCAAUCUCACCAAAAUGGGGAAUUUGUUGUUGUAGAGAAAUGUCAAAAUUUUACCAUUUCAAAUACAGUUGUCUAUCGGAAUAUAUGUGUCUGUGUGCUUGAUGUAAAGAAAAUAUUUUUUUUGUUGUUCCGUAAAACAGUUUUUGUCUCUUUAAAUCGAUCGAAAACAGUUUGAGCAGUUGUUUAACAAAGUAAUCGCUGAUAGUUUUUUUAUUUCUUCGAAUUGAUUGAACAUUACCAGUAAAAAUGCCGACGACAUUGGAAUUGUGUGAAAAAUACUUUGGCACCAAAGAUAUUUACAAAUUGAUGAAUUUAACAAAGGAUUCGUUGGAAAAAGACGUGAAAAAGGCAUACUAUAAACUAUCAUUACAAGUGCAUCCGGAUCGUGUAAGUGAAUCGGAGAAGGAAGAUGCCACCGAAAAAUUCAAAGUGCUCACCAAAAUCAAUGCCGUAUUAACUGAUCCGGAUAAAAAAGCAUUAUACGAUCAGCAAGGAAUCAUCGACGAUGACGGUGAUAGCGAUUGCAAUUGGUUGAAAUUAUGGCGGGAAUUCUUCAAACCAAUUACAACAACUGAUAUUGAGAAUUUCCAUCAGAAAUACAUCGGUUCGGAGACAGAGGAGCGUGACAUUCGUAAGGCAUAUUUGGGUGGAAAGGGUUGCAUCAAUUUCAUGAUGAAUAGUGUCCCAUUCAUGACUGUGGAAGACGAACCACGAAUCAUGGAGAAGGUCAAAGAAUGGAUUUCAAGCGGUGAGCUUCCAGAGUACGAACAAUUCACGAAUGAGCCAAAGGCAAAACGUAAUCGACGCCACAAAAAGUAUGCACGCGAAGCAAAAGAAUCGGAAGUAAUAAAGGCUGAUAUGGCGAAAAAGUCGAAAAUGACCGGCACCUUGGAACAGCAAAUAAUGAAACGCCAAUCGGAGCGCGAACAGUCCUCAAAUAGUUUCUUUGAUAGGCUGCUGGAAAAGUAUGGCGAUGCAGAUGACUCAGAAGAAUAUGUAUUUCCAGCAAAACGGUCAAAGAAAACCACCGCAAAGAAAACAACCACUAAAGAUACACUCAACAAAGUGAAAAAUGGUCGAGUGUCGAAGAAAAAGAUAUAAUAAGGAUAAAUCAUUUUCUAUACUAACCAAUUUCAAAUUGGUGUGUGAAAAAUGGCGCCAAAACGUACUCUACCGACAAAAUAACUGAACUAGUUGUUAUUUGGCUGAUGCAAUACCCCAUCAGAAUUAAUCGAUGUUCAAAUUAUGCACGC